Molecule: messenger RNA, 924 nt
Organism: Rattus rattus (black rat)
Lineage: Eukaryota; Metazoa; Chordata; Mammalia; Rodentia; Muridae
Exons: 8
Coding region: 1-924 (307 amino acids)
Biological process (GO): regulation of DNA-templated transcription; ultradian rhythm
Cellular component (GO): plasma membrane; external side of plasma membrane; nucleus
Molecular function (GO): RNA binding; protein-disulfide reductase activity
Source: RefSeq, a predicted model, not a curated record
AUGACGCUACCUGUGUCUGAUCCAACUGCAUGGGCCACAGCAAUGAAUAAUCUUGGAAUGGCGCCUCUGGGAAUUGCUGGACAACCAAUUUUACCUGACUUUGAUCCUGCCCUUGGAAUGAUGACUGGAAUACCACCAAUAACUCCCAUGAUGCCUGGUUUGGGAAUAGUACCUCCACCAAUCCCUCCAGAUAUGCCUGUAGUAAAGGAGAUCAUACACUGCAAAAGCUGCACGCUCUUCCCUCCCAACCCAAAUCUCCCGCCACCUGCAACACGAGAAAGACCACCAGGCUGUAAGACUGUAUUUGUCGGUGGCCUGCCUGAAAAUGGGACAGAGCAGAUCAUUGUGGAAGUGUUUGAGCAGUGUGGAGAGAUCAUUGCUAUCCGGAAGAGCAAAAAGAACUUCUGUCACAUUCGCUUUGCUGAGGAGUACAUGGUGGACAAAGCCCUCUAUCUGUCUGAUUGUAUCCCCAGUGCCAUGACUCAUUCAGUGAACCUCAGGAAAACUAAGCCUAAGCCAGAGGAGGCAUGUAAGGCAUUCGAGGAUAUCUCCAAAUACUUCUCUAAGGAAGAGUGGGCAAAGCUCAGCCAUUCAGAGAAGAUCACAUAUGUGUACAUGAAAAGAAACUACACCACCAUGACUAAUCUAGGCCUCAGAGCCCAUCUCCCAGAUUUCAUGGAAUCUAAUGAACAGGCCACAAAAUCUGUGCUCAGUGAUUCUGAUGAAGUUUUCAGCCAUGAGAGUCAAGGUAAGAGAAGGCCAGUGAGCAUCUGGAGUCAUCGGUUAAGGGAAAGAAAGAAGCAAGUGAUAUAUGAAGAGAUCAGUGACCCAGAAGAUGAAAAAGAAGAAAGAGAGGAAGAACACCAUGGUGUGAAGAAGAACAUCAUUGACCUCAAGAUUAUGGGCACAACCUUAAAAUCCUAA